GCGGCGAGCGAGGGUCGUCCUGGGCCUGGGGGAGGCGGGCCUCGGGCUUCGACGCUGCGCUCUGUGGCCGUUUUCGCCCGGAGGAAGUGCGGUCGGAGCCGUGCUGGCGGCGUGAAGACGGCAGGCAUGGUGGGGCGGGAGAAAGAACUGUCCAUCCACUUUGUCCCGGGGUGCUGCCGACUGGUAGAGGAGGAAGUGAACGUCCCCAGUAGGCGGGUUCUGGUUACUGGUGCGACUGGGCUUCUUGGUAGAGCUGUGUACAAAGAAUUUCAGCAGAACAACUGGCAUGCCACUGGUUGUGGUUUUAGAAGAGCAAGGCCAAAAUUUGAACAGGUUAAUCUGCUGGAUUCUGAAGCAGUUCAUCACAUCAUUCAUGAUUUUCAGCCUCAUGUCAUAGUACAUUGUGCAGCAGAGAGAAGACCAGAUGUUGUGGAGAAUCAGCCAGAUGCUGCUUCUCAGCUUAAUGUGGAUGCUUCUGGGAAUUUAGCAAAGGAAGCAGCUGCAGUUGGAGCAUUUCUCAUCUACAUUAGCUCAGAUUAUGUGUUUGACGGAACAAAUCCACCUUAUAGGGAGGAAGACAUACCAGCUACCCUAAAUUUGUAUGGCAAAACAAAAUUGGAAGGAGAAAAGGCUGUCCUGGAGAAUAAUUUAGGAGCUGCUGUUUUGAGAAUUCCUGUUCUGUAUGGGGAGGUUGAAAAGCUUGAAGAAAGUGCUGUAACUGUUAUGUUUGAUAAAGUGCAGUUCAGCAACAAGUCAGCAAACAUGGACCACUGGCAGCAGAGGUUUCCCACUCAUGUCAAAGAUGUAGCCACUGUGUGUCGACAGCUGGCAGAGAAGAGAAUGCUGGAACACCAUUUCGAAUUGGAAUUAAAGAAUCACUCUGGCCUUUCCUCAUUGACAAGAGAUGGAGACAAACGGUUUUUCAUUAGCACAUGUUUAUUUGUGGUUUUUUGUUUUAAUGAAAAGUAUGGUAUGUGGCACUUUUUAAAGAAAAAAAAGGAAAUAGUUUUGUAUGAGCAUUCUUCAGUUGUGACUCAGUUUUUCAGGUAAAUGAUGCUCUUGCACUAGUGAAGGUAUAUAAAGAAACUUAAAGGGCAUUGAUGCCUUGUUUGCAUUAAUGAUUUUUCUCUUUAUCAUUUUGUUCUGGCUUAAUUUGCGGUUUGAAUAAAAUUAAGGUUCUUAAAUAUCUGAGAGCCAGGAUGAAACAGAUCUGCUGUAAACUUAUUUUGGAUGAAAUGCAUUGUUCACUCCCAUAACUUUCAUAUUUUCAGGGUUUUUUUUUUUGCAGCUGUUGACUGUUGUACGUUGAUUGUUUUCAAGUGUGUGAAAUUGUAUAAAAAUCAUUGGUGUUAUUUGCUUGAGCUCAGAUCAAAUGUUUGAAGAAAGAAACUUAAUUUUUGCAACUUAAGUACAAUUUUUAUGCUUGAGAUACUUCAACAUGUUAUGUAUAGUGGAACUUCUGAAGCCUGUUGCCUCCUGCUUUUGUAGCAGUGUAUGGUAAGCACUUGAGAGUGUGUAUGUGUCUUUUUUUAAUAUAAAUAUAUAACUGUCCUUUUCACUCCAUGUUGCUAAGUGAUAUUUCAUAUUUGGUGAUACUAAUAAUAAUGGCCCUUGUAAGUCUUGACUGCUCAUGAAUAAUAAAUACAUACUGUUGGCAUGUAA
Molecule: messenger RNA, 1662 nt
Organism: Heterocephalus glaber (naked mole-rat)
Lineage: Eukaryota; Metazoa; Chordata; Mammalia; Rodentia; Bathyergidae
Source: RefSeq, a predicted model, not a curated record